GCGUGCGUCGCGCGGCGUCUCGCGCUGCUGCCCGGUUCCCGCCAUCCGCCGCCACCGCCCCCCCUUCACCCCUCCCCCCCCCCUCCCCACCGCCACCCUCUCCCGGGCCUCACCCGCCCAGCGGCACCGAGGACGCGCCGGGACGCAGUGGAAAACUCAUCACUCUGGGUAGCUCCUUUCCGUGAGAAAGCAUGGCUCCCCUGAAGGUGCACGGACCUGUCCGGAUGCGCAGCAUACAGACUGGGAUUACAAAAUGGAAAGAAGGGAGCUUUGAAAUUGUGGAGAAGGACAACAAAGUCAGCCUAGUGGUUCACUACAAUGUUGGAGGAAUUCCAAAGACAUUUCAGCUAAGCCAUAACAUUAAAACUGUGACCUUACGACCAAAUGGUAGAAAACUGUGCUGCCUGAUGCUAACACUAAAGGAUACCAGCUUCCUGACAAUUGAUAAGGUACCCUUUAAAGAUGCAAAUGAAAUGCGAAUGUAUUUGGAUGCAGUCCAUCAAGACAGGGUUCAUACUGCUGGGAAACCCUCUCAGGGAUCUGGCAGCUUUGGAGGUGUGCUGGGCAGCAGGACCACACAGAAGGAAGCUAAUAGGCAAUUCUCUUAUAUAGAGAACCAGACUCCUCCCAAAAGAGCUGCAGUGGAAAGUAAGGAGGAAGCUCCCUUUCGCAAGGUGCUGGGUACCCCAGCAAAAGCAUCCGUUAAGAAUUCCCCUGGAGCUGGAACAGCGAGUAACAGGGUGAACAUUCCAGCAUCCCCUGCAUCAUCCGUCCCUCACAGAACAGGAUUGCUAGAGAAUCGUGAAAAGAGGAAAAGAAUGCAACCGCCUGGUUCAGAAAUGAGUGAAGAUUAUCCCAAAGAAAAUGAUUCUUCAACGAAUAAUAAAGCCUUGAGUGAUCCAGCAUGGAAAUACUUAAACAGUAGCAAAGAGAAACAGUUGAAUCUGAAGCAGGCAGAGGAAAACAGGACAUCAGGUAUUUUACCACUGCAGUCAUCAUCCUUUUAUGGCAGUAGGUCCUCAUCAAAAGAUUACUCCACGGGCAGUUCCACCCUGGACAGGUCUACUGUAUCCAGCCAGACCCCUUCAGCCAAAAGAAGCCUAGGAUUUCUCUCUCAACCUGCCCCUCUUUCUGUUAAAAAAAUGAGAUCUAAUCAAGAUUACACAGGGUGGAACAAACCCCGAGUGCCCCUUUCCACCCAUCCUCAACAACAAUUACAAGGAUUUUCAAACUUGGGAAACACCUGCUAUAUGAAUGCCAUCCUACAGUCCUUGUUUUCAAUUCAGUCUUUUGCUAAUGAUUUGCUUAAGCAGGGUAUCCCGUGGAAAAAAAUUCCACUCAAUGCACUUAUCAGACGUUUUGCCCAUCUGCUUGCUAAAAAGGAUGUCUGCAGCCCUGAGGUUAAGAAAGAGCUGCUCAAGAAGGUGAAAAGUGCCAUUUCAGCUACUGCAGAAAGAUUUUCUGGGUACAUGCAGAAUGAUGCACAUGAGUUCUUGAGCCAGUGUUUGGAUCAACUGAAGGAGGACAUGGAAAAGUUAAACAAAACUUGGAAGAGUGAGCCAGUCCCUAACGAGGAUAACUCACCCGGCCGGGCUUCUGAUGACCUGUCAGCCACCAAAGUUUAUACAUGUCCAGUUAUCAGUAACUUAGAAUUUGAAGUUCAGCAUUCUAUUAUUUGCAAAACGUGUGGUGAAACAGUCACCAAACGAGAACAGUUCAAUGACCUCUCCAUUGACCUUCCUCGAAGAAAGAAGUUGCUUCCUUCUCGAUCAAUCCAGGAUUCCCUGGACCUCUUCUUUCGGGCAGAGGAGAUAGAAUAUUCCUGUGAGAAGUGCAAUGGAAAAUCUGCUGUUGUCACACACAAGUUCAACAGGCUUCCCAGAGUUUUGAUUCUUCAUCUGAAACGAUAUAGCUUCAAUGUAGCAUUGUCUCUCAAUCAUAAAGUUGGACAGCAGGUGGUUAUUCCAAGAUACUUAACCCUGCUUUCACACUGUACAGAAAGCACGAGGCUGCCACUGACGCUGGGAUGGAGCGUCCAUUCUGCCAUUUCUCGUCCAUUGAAAGCUUCCCAAAUGGUGAAUUCCUGUACUGUAAGCACUUCCACACCUUGUAGAAAAUACAGUUUCAAGUCAAAGAGCUCUGCAGCACCCUGUGCAGAUUCUGACAGUGAUGAUGAGCCAUUGAAACGCUCUGUUGCCCAUAGCCAAAGGUUGUGUAACAUACAGAGUAGAGACCAGCAACAACUGCAAGAAGAGCCAGAAAAGGGUUCAAAGAGAAGUAAAAUGGAGGGUGAUAAACCUGAGCUGAGUAAUGCUGGUUUUGAUGGGAUGAGUGAAGAUGAGCUGCUAGCAGCUGUCCUAGAGAUUAGCAAAAGGGAAGCUUCUCUGUCUCUGAGCCAUGAUGAAGAUAAGCCCACAAGCAGUCCAGACACUGGUUUUGGAGAUGAUGAAAUUCAGGAGUUGCCAGAACACCUGGAAUCUAUGGAAAUGGAGAAACCCAAAGCAGCAUUAGACUCAGGUCCUGCCAGUUUCACUGAGAUAACUAAAGAUUUUGAUGAGAAUAAGGAAAACAAAACUCCUGAAGGUGCCCAGGGGGAAGUUGACUGGCUGCAGCAAUAUGAUAUGGAAAGAGAGAGGGAAGAACAAGAACUUCAGCAGGCACUGGCUCAAAGCCUUCAAGAGCAAGAGGCACGAGAACAAAAAGAAGAUGAUGACCUUAAACGAGCCACGGAAUUAAGUCUACAAGAGUUUAACAGCUCACUCUUGGACAGCGUUGGUUCUGAUGAAGAUUCUGGGAAUGAGGAUGUGCUUGACAUGGAGUAUUCAGAAGCUGAAGCAGAAGAGCUGAAAAGAAAUGCUGAGACAGGAGAGCUUCCUCACUCCUAUCGUCUCAUCAGCAUUGUCAGCCAUAUUGGAAGCACUUCAUCUUCAGGUCAUUAUAUCAGUGAUGUCUAUGAUAUCAAGAAGCAGUCCUGGUUCACCUACAAUGACCUGGAAGUGUCUAGAACUCUAGAGGCCACUGUUCAGUGUGACAGAGACCGAAGCGGCUACAUCUUCUUCUACAUGCACAAGGAUAUCUUCGAUGAGUUAGUAGAAACAGAAAAAAAUGCACAGCCACUUAGCAUGGAAGUUGGAAGAUCGGUUCGUCAGCCUCUGUGAAAAGUAAAACACCUUGUUCCUCCUGAGGAACAAGGAAGUUUCUGAACUUUUGCCAGACAUGCAGGAGUAACUAACAGCUCAGGGCCAAAACAAGAGGCAAAAGGUAGAAAAAUGGGACGCUCAGUUUGUUGAACCAUCUGUGCAAGUCCUGGGCCUGAACCACAUGUUUAAACCUUGACAUCCCAGAAUGUUCCUCCUGUGGUGAAGUUUUUAUUGUUCCUCAAAUAAUUUUGUCAGCAUGGAGCCUUAAAGUUGCAUCAAGCCACAAGACUACAGCUGCUCAUAAACUGAUUUAAAAAAAAAAAAAAUAGUGCAAAAAGGGACUCGACUAUAAAAGCCCACUCACCUGUGAGACAUGAGUGGUGAAGAUUUACAUAUCACUUGACCUUUUUUUUUUUCUUUAUUUUGCUUUUUUUUUUUCCUCCAAGAGCAAUUUGAGCAAUAGAUUCUGUAACCUAGUGUAUGUUGUGUUGGUAAUAUUCACUGGAAACACAGAUCACUGAUACCAGGCAUUUUGGAAUCACUCAAGCUGAUGCAUUUUGACAUUGAUGGAUUUGUGAGCACUCUGCUAUUGAUGUGCAGUUCCAGGAAACAAGCUGUCAGUGCUGUGGAAUGUAUUGCAUACCUGGUGGCAGCUCUGUUGGGCUCUUGUUGUUUUGUUUUGUUUUUUACACCGUUCACUGUCAUCCUCCUUUCGAUGUGAGAUAUUUGUGGUAUCUUUAGUUUUACAAGUUCUGUUACUUGAUUGCAUUUUCUUUGUGUGGUUGUUGCAUAAUUUCAGUGUGGACGGGAGAGGAGAGGUCUCCCUUAGUGUGUGCAGUGUUUCACACUGAAAUGGUAUUGCUGAGGGCUGCUCUGAUGUAACUCUGGGGGGAGGUGAAUACCUGGAGCAGACCAAGAACAGUAGCAGGAGAAGUAGCAGUAGCUGCUUGUCAUCUUCUGGGAGGGGAAGAACUUGCUAGCAUUACCCUUUCUGUGCAUGUCUGGGUCAUUGUGAAUCAGGAAGGGGGGGAAAAGGCAGGGUCUGCAGGACAGCACUUGGCACUUGAUUUGUGAUUGAACCAUCUUGGUCUUCUCAUAUCCCAGUGUAAGAGAGUUUUUACUGUAGCUCUGCCUCUGGUCUCCUUUCUGAGGAGUGCAAAGCACUCAAACUGUGAAACUAAACCAGGUGAAAAGCUUUCAGAAAGCCCAUGUUCAGCAUGAACAGAACACAAGUAAGAAGAAUUGUUGUGUUUUACUGGAUUUGGAAAAAUUACUCUUCAUUUAUAGCUUGUUUCAGCAGGGAGGGGAAAGGUCUAGUGUCUUCAUCUUUUCAGCACCUUUGCACUUAUUUAUCAGGGGCAAAUGUUUCCUUUUCCUGGCAUUUACCUAUUUCAGAGAAAAUGUUGCUGUUAAGCAGAGUAGUUACUCUUGUUUGCCUCUGGUUCUGAUUUUUGCAGCUUGGGUUUUAGAGGUGAAAGACUUCUUUUUUAAAAAAAUGAAA
Messenger RNA from Calypte anna (Anna's hummingbird), 4641 nucleotides. RefSeq names its product ubiquitin specific peptidase 37 (gene USP37). The record is from RefSeq and is a predicted model, not a curated record. Gene Ontology annotation, cellular component: cytosol; midbody; dendritic spine. The transcript is spliced from 24 exons. NCBI's taxonomy places the organism in Eukaryota, Metazoa, Chordata, Aves, Apodiformes, Trochilidae. Bases 192 to 3158 code for a protein of 988 amino acids. Gene Ontology annotation, molecular function: cysteine-type deubiquitinase activity. Gene Ontology annotation, biological process: Ras protein signal transduction; endosome organization; protein K48-linked deubiquitination.